ACACUCACUUAUAUUUGUUCUCUGCAGAUCAAUGUCCGUGUCAACACAAUGGACAGCGAGCUGGAAUUUGCAAUCCAGUCGGCUGCAACAGGCAAACAGCUCUUUGAGCAGGUGGUUAAGUUGGUGGGUUUGCGUGAGGUCUGCUUCUUUGGCCUGCAGUACACAGACACCAAAGGCUUUCUGACAUGGCUGAACCUGGACGACAAGGUGUCCUCUCAAGAGGUGAAGGAAGAAAACCCUCUGCAGUUUGAGCUUCGGGCCAAGUACUACCCUGAAGAGGUGUCUGAGGAGCUGAUUCAGGACAUUACGAAAAAGCUUUUCUUCCUGCAGGUGAAGGAAAGCAUCUUGAGCGAUGAGAUCUACUGCCCCUCAGAGACAGCUGUUCUGCUGGCCUCCUAUUCUGUUCAGGCCAAGUUUGGAGACCACUCACCAGAAGCCCACAGACCUGGAUACCUAACGAGUGAGCGGCUUCUGCCUCAGAGAGUGCUUGACCAGCACGAAUUUUCUGAAGAACAAUGGGAGGAGAGGAUCCAGAUUUGGCACGAGGAACAUAGAGGCAUGCUCAAGGAAGAUGCCAUGCUGGAGUAUCUAAAGAUCUCACAGGAUUUGGAAAUGUAUGGCGUCAACUAUUUUGACAUCAAGAACAAGAAAGGAACAGACCUGUGGUUAGGCGUAGAUGCUUUGGGACUUUACAUCUAUGGAAAAGAGGAGAGGUUGACUCCAAAGAUUGGAUUCCCUUGGAGUGAAAUAAGCAACGUUUCAUUUGAUGACAAGAAGUUCAUAAUCAAACCCAUUGACAGAAAAGCUCCUGACUUUGUGUUCUGUGCGUCUCGUCAGUGUAUGAACAAGCACAUCGUGGAGCUGUGCAUGGGAAACCAUGAACUUUACUUGCAGCGCAGGGAAGCUGAUACCACUGAGGUGCAGCAAAUGACGGCUCAAGCCAGAGAGGAGAAACAGCAGAGACAGAUGGAGAGAGCCGUGUUGGAAAUGGAGGAAGGGGAAAUGGAGGCAAUGGAGAAAGAAAAGGAGCGGGUGGAGAUAGAGAAACUUCACCAGUUUGAAGAGCAGUCCAAUACGUUUGAGAGAGAUCUGAAAGAGCAGUUUGAGAGCCCACGCAUACUGAAGGAAGACAGAGAGCGGGUCGAGGAGGAAGCUGAGAGACAGGAGGCGCUGAUGGAUGAAGAACAACUGGCCAGGCAAGAUGAGGACCAGAUGAAAACUCAGGAGCAGCUAGCAGCAGAACUGGACGAAUACACUGCAAAGACUGCCUUGCUGGAGGAAGCCAGGAGAAUCGAAGAAGAAGAAGCCAGUGAAUGGCAGAACAGUGCUGAAGAGCUACAGGACGAUCUGGAAAAGACCCGUGAGGGCUUGCAGCACGUUAUGUCGUCCCCUGUGGCAGAUGCCCCCAUGGCUGCACCCAUGUCCCGUACCAUGAUGGAGGAACCCUUAGGGAACUAUAAUGAUGAUCAAGAGGAGAACAACAGCAUCUACAGUGCUGAGCUCCAUGUGGAGGCCAUAGAGGACCACCUUAAUGAGCAGGAGCACAUCUCAGAGGCAGAGAAGAACGAGCACAUACAGAAACAGCUCAUGGCCCUGAACUCUGAGCUGGCAGAGGCCCAAGAUGACACUAAGAAGACUAAGAACGACGUUCUGCACAAAGAAAUUGUAAAAGCCGGGAGGGACAAGUACAAUACGCUGCGUCAGAUACGCAUUGGCAGCACCAAGCAGAGAAUAGAUGAGUUUGAAACCUUGUAAUGGCUGAUAAAUUCUCCAAUUAACUUGCCACAAAUGGCCUCACUUUAUCUUUGCCAUUGAAAAGACUGGAUUAUUUAUACAGUCUGUACACACUACACAGGUAAUGUAGUUCUUAUUUCUGAAAGAUAUGGAAAACACUCUUAUUCAAGGCACUAAAAUGAUAUGUGUGUGCUGCCUUGAGAACACUCUUGAGAUCUUAUUUAUGCUGACUGUGCCAAAGGCUUUGGCUUGUCAUCUUUUAUGGGAACCUUUUAAUUAGUGCUACCUUAAGAUCUUUUGCAUUGAAAAUGAAUGUGGAGCAGCAUUAUGGUUUUAUGUUUAAAAAGGCAGAAAAACAAAAAAAGUGCAAAUAUAUAAUGAUAGAGAAUUAUGGAUAAUUAUCUAAAACAUGAAUAUGAUCAAAUAGUGGCCAUAACAAACA
Carassius carassius (crucian carp) is the source of this 2176-nucleotide messenger RNA. Its product is annotated as radixin-like. Gene Ontology annotation, cellular component: plasma membrane; cytoskeleton; adherens junction. The record is from RefSeq and is a predicted model, not a curated record. Gene Ontology annotation, molecular function: actin binding; cell adhesion molecule binding. The transcript has 12 exons. The coding region runs from base 49 to 1755 and encodes 568 amino acids. Gene Ontology annotation, biological process: regulation of cell shape; positive regulation of protein localization to early endosome; positive regulation of early endosome to late endosome transport. NCBI's taxonomy places the organism in Eukaryota, Metazoa, Chordata, Actinopteri, Cypriniformes, Cyprinidae.